AUGCUCACGUCUCUCCUACCUCUGCUGGGCUUUGGCUUCUGCCUCUCUGGCAGCCAUGCUCAGUCUUCCACGAGUCAAGCUCCGGCGCCGGGCGCAACUCCCACGGGCAACUAUGCAGGUGCUCUGCGGCCACAGGUCCACUUCUCACCGCCUCAGGGCUUCAUGAAUGAUCCAAACGGGAUGUUCGUCGAUGCGAAUGGAACUUGGCACCUGUACUACCAAUACAACCCCACAGCACUCGUAGCUGGCAAUCAACAUUGGGGCCAUGCGACCUCGAAAGACCUAUACACCUGGACAAAUCAGCCUAUCGCGCUGUACCCGCCGAACAACACGUCGGGUAUAUUCUCGGGGUCGGCGGUCAUUGAUACAAACAACACUUCGGGCUUCUUCAACAACUCCAAGACAGGGGUCGUUGCCAUUUACACCCUUAACACACCUACAGAGCAGACCCAGGAGAUCGCCUACUCGUAUGAUGGCGGAUACACAUUCCAGCCGUACGCGCGCAACCCGGUCCUCCGCAUCGGUUCAAACCAGUUCCGCGACCCCAAGGUCAUCUGGUACCAAGACCACUGGGUCAUGGUCGUUGCCUACUCGGUCGACUUCACUAUCGGUAUCUACACCUCCCCCAAUCUCAAAGACUGGAGCUUCGCUUCCAACUUCACCAACCACGGGCUGCUCGGUCUGCAGUACGAGUGCCCCAACCUCGUCCAGAUGCCUAUCAAGGGCACGACGGACUCGGCGUGGGUCAUGUACAUCUCCAUCAAUCCUGGUGCACCCCUCGGCGGAUCUACUGGCCAGUACUUUGUCGGCAACUUUAACGGAACCCACUUUACCACCUUUGACAAUGCCGCUCGUCUCCCGGACUUUGGGAAGGACAACUACGCGGGACAAUGGUUCUACGGGACCAAGGCGGGAGAGGAUCCGGUGUCGAUCGCCUGGGCGAGCAAUUGGCAGUACACCAAUGUUGUGCCAACGGGAUCGGAGGGAUGGAGGAGCAUCAUGAGUCUGCCAAGGCGAAAUUACCUCGACAAGGCGACCAGAAUCGGCUGGGUGCUGGCCUCGGAGCCGUACGACCUCAGCCCCAUCCUCGGAUCGACCCUCCUCCAGAGCGCCAACCUUUUCAAUAACUCGGCUACCCUGGAUUACUCGUCCGUCUCAUCCGGCGCUAUCUACUUCCGGGCCAACAUCACCUACCCCUCCACCCUCGCAUUCUCCGCAUCCACCCCCGCCACCCUCAACUUUACAUUCUCCUCCUCGGCAUCCGGAGAGUGUAUGCAGGGCGGCUAUUUCUUUUCGUCCGACAAUGCUGGGGCAGUCUGGGUAGACCGCAGCACCGUCAAGGGAUUCCAGAACCCCUUCUUCACCGACAAGUUCUCCCUUACCCAGGCGGGACCCCCUCUCGCCACUGUCAUUGAGGGCGUGAUUGACAGAAGCGUGAUGGAGGUGUUCAUUGACAACGGGCACUUCAGCUCAACGUCAGUGUUCUACCCCAAGGAGAAGCUGGACCAGAUGUUCAUUGGGACCGGAGGGCUGGCCGAGGGGAUGAAGGUGGAGAUUGGGGUAUGGGGAUUGAAGGGCACGUGGAAGUAG
This is a messenger RNA of Dioszegia hungarica, 1590 nucleotides long. RefSeq names its product beta-fructofuranosidase. The record is from RefSeq and is a predicted model, not a curated record. Gene Ontology annotation, biological process: sucrose catabolic process. Gene Ontology annotation, cellular component: fungal-type vacuole. Bases 1 to 1590 code for a protein of 529 amino acids. The transcript is spliced from 4 exons. NCBI's taxonomy places the organism in Eukaryota, Fungi, Basidiomycota, Tremellomycetes, Tremellales, Bulleribasidiaceae. Gene Ontology annotation, molecular function: sucrose alpha-glucosidase activity.